AGUACGAGAGCUAACUUAUUCUCUCGCACAUUUAGUGAGGCCGGAGAUCGUAAAGGGAACGUAUGCAUUUAUUUCGCUCCGGCCUUCGCGACCUUGUUCUCUGUUGAUGCAAGUGCAGUGUGCGCGAGAGCUCUGAAGACAAUGUGAAUUUUCGUUUUACGGAUGCCACUUUUCUCAUCCUACCUCAUUACAUCAAAACAACGUGUGUGCUCUACGGUAUUACGAGUAAAAUACAUAAGAUUUUUUUCCUUCUUAAUUUAAAGCCCAACUGAGGAAAAAGUUGUCAUAGCCAGUAACUCCGUCUCAAGUUUUGUUUAAAGAAAUAUUUCCUUGGUGUAUGUGUCAUUUUAUUAAGGUUUAUCCAACUAGUCAUUUUAAAUAUAUUUAAACGCAAUAAAACGCAGUCAACGACAGAAAAGAAAACGCCAUCAAAAUGUUCAUCACCAGCUUCAUCCUAACCUUUCGGGUUCAUUAGAACUUAAGUCCAGUCCUCAUAUAUUAGUAAAUAAUUGUGACUGCUUUAUUAUUAUUAAUAUUAUUAUUACCUCAAAGUCUCCUUUCGAAAUAUACACCAAAAUGGACCUCGCAAAUGACCUUUUGUGUUGCGAAAAUGCCUCCGUAGAGCUGGACAUGAAGUGCAAGGCCUAUCUCGACCCUGUGUUACUCAAGGAUGACAGAGUUUUAUUAAAUCUAUUACACCUCGAGGAGAAAUAUAUGCCCAAUUCCAGUUACUUUUCGUGCGUACAAACGGACGUAGAACCUUACAUGCGGGAGAUGGCGGCACAUUGGAUGUUACAGGUAUGCCAAGAGGAGCAGCAGGGGGAGGAGGUGUUCACCCUCGCCAUGAACAUGCUGGACCGUUUCCUGUCGCUCAUGAAGAUCCGAAAAGAACAGCUCCAGCUCCUGGGCACCGUCUGCCUUUUCCUGGCGUCCAAAAUUAAAGAGAGUGACCCCCUCGACCCACGCAGGCUCGUCCGAUAUACCGAUAAUUCCGUCACUCUUGAAGAGAUUAGGAAAUGGGAGUUGCUGGUUUUAUCUCGACUCAAAUGGGACUUGGCGGCGAUCACGCCUCACGCCUUCCUCGACCAGAUCAUAGCCCGAUUACACCUAAGUUUCCCCGAGUCCCAAAUGCGCUUGGUCCGGGAACACGCCACGUUUUUUAUUACAGUCUGCGCCACCGACGCGAGGUUCACCUCCAACCCCCCGUCCAUGGUCGCAGCAGCAGCCGUAGCGUCGGCAGUCCAAGGUAUUCUUCCGAGACACGAAUUGGAGGAGGACCCGUCCUCGGCGGUGUCUGCAGCUGGAGCUGCAGGAGCUACCGCUUGCCAUCCAUCGAAAAGCAAGUCCGGGGGACUCACGACCGCACAACAGUAUAUGCAAGAUCUCUACCAUAGGUUACACUCCAUCACGCAGAUCGACACAGAUUGUUUGAAGGAGUGCCAUCGGCAGAUAGAAAUUUGGACACAGAACAACUGCCUCGACAGUUCCUCGGCGUCAACGUCCACUACCCCAACUGAUAUGCAAGAUGUCUAUUUCUGACGGAGGUACCGACCCGCUAACCUCCGCGUCAACUACCCUCGUCAUCAUCGUUAUCAUUAUCCCCCAACCACUACCACCACCACUGCUACUACUCACCUCGUGGAGGAGAAGGAGAUGGAAAUUGAGGAGGGCCCGGGGGAUAGCCAUCUUGUAGGGGAACCCCGUGGGGUUUGCAACCCCAACACUGCCACAUCCUGCAGUCGGUGACUCGGGGUUUGUGAAGCCCCGUUGGACACCGACAUCACCGGUGGAGGCUGAGCUGCUGAUACAAUUGCUAUUGCUACCAAUCCAGCCGGUGUUGGCGUGGGACCUGCCGUCCCUGUAGCCCCCCCCCCUCCCCCACCUUCCCCUCUUAUAGGGACGACCGACCCCACCACGCCUACCAUGUGCACAAACUAGUCGGGUCGCUAAUUUAUGUUGGAUAUGAACUGACAUAAGCUGCUGCUGAUGCUAUUGCUGUUCUGGGCAAAGUAUUCAUUAUGCCCAUCUCUCCCUUCAUGUGUACUACACAACACACUUAGAGGACCUCUUACCAUCACACCCCUGUUACUACUACAACUGCCUCACUUCAUCACCACCCCAAUACCCAAACUCAUAUCACUUCGGGUUCUGCUUGCAUGUGCCAAUCUAUCCCAGUCAUGUCAUGAAAAGCUAGUGAUCAUUACAUGAUGGAAGAACGACGUUUCAUGAUGGAGAUGUUUCAGGAUGAAACGUCAGACAAAAUCCGACCGCCAUCCAGACUUAGUUAGACCUGUAUUAAAACUUUUUUGGAGCUUCAGGUGGACUGCCGAUACUGCUUGUCUGUUGAUGGCUAUGGAAGUGUAAACAAAGUUUAAGAAAGAAGAUUGAUUGAGAGAAAUGGGAGAGAUAGAGAGAGAGAAAGAGAAGGGGAGUAUGCAAUGAUAACUAUGAAGGUGUUGGGAGGUUUCCUCCUGAAAGAUGGGACCAAGUAGCCUUUCUGUUCUGGGACUUUCCUUGAGCUUUACAUUAAUUUCUCCUUUAAUUCGAGGUAUAGAAUCUAUGAAGAAAUGACAGAGACUAUUUCUAGCUGUAUAUGCUAAUCCUGCAAUAGAAAUGAGGAGAGCAAUACCAGCGAAAGAAUAUUUAGCCUUCCUUAUCCCAGUCAUGAUAGGCACCAAAACUGUGAUUCAUUUUCUACUAACACUAACUUUACUUAAACAGUUUAUGUACAUGUAUUUGCAGAUGUGUUUGUAUGUUUAUAUUACACACACCAAUGCAUUUAUACACAAUGUGUAUGAACAAUACACAUGCAAAAAUUAAAAAGAAAAAAAAAAAGGAAUUGAAGAUUACAAUUUUAAGAUAAAUUUUUUGAUGUGAUAUAACAUUAGAGUGGACACACUUAAGCUUAAGUUCAGACAAGAGUAUAUGAUAGGAGGGUGAGAUUUCAAGAGCACAAUGAAAGGGCAUUAUCAGUCCGUAUUUAUUGAACCACAAUGAAACAUCUCUGCCCAGUGGGGCCUUUUGUUCUCUCUAGCGUAUUGUACUGCAAAGUUUUUCAAGAAAUAAGGAUAGAAUGCAUCUGAAUUACAGUAGACUUUAUUUUUUUAGGAAGUAAAUGAUUUCAGUCUUGCUUAAUUGUAAGUGGUCAAUAAGACUCAUUGCGUUCCAUAAAAAUUAAAAUUCCCAAGCUGAUGGAUGUUUAUCUUUACUCUGAUUAGCAAAUUUACUUAAUAUUUGGAAAGAAUGUUGCAAGGUUUUCUCCAUGUAUACAGUAACAUGUAAUUACUAUUGUAUUUCUGUAGUUGUCACACAAUGUGGUACUCACCUAUAUUUUCAUUUUAGCUGCAUUUAUGUAUUUUAUGUCCUCCAUUGCAGUAUAUUUAUUUGUUACCUUUCCUUCUGGUUUUCACUAGUCUUCUCUGUAUUUUUGCAGUAAAACUUUUUAGACCUAUUAUUUUACUCUAAGCAACAAAGUCUAAGAGAUAGUGCUUAGACUUACCUAUUUAUAAUGACUUAUUUAAAACAUAUUUAAUGCAUGGCUCUGCUUUUCUUGGGAAUAAGAAUGUGGGUCAUUAUAUUUUUUCCAUUAGCUUGUUAUAAUAAUAAUAAUAAUAAUAAUAAUAAUAAUAAUGAUAAUAAUAAUAAUAAUAAUGCUUCCUAAGGUGUGUUUACAUGGCAGAAGAAAUAACAUUUUCUUUCUCUUUGCAUUUGUCUGGCCUUAGGGAACAGGUGCAUGUUUUAUGAUUUCAGGAAGACUCUUGAGUACACAUUAAAAAUAUGUAUCUGACACUUAUUUGUUUCAUUUUGUGUAGUUGUGAGAUGUAACAGGGCCUGUAAAUAUGUAUUUUUUCAUUUAUGAGCCAUACAGCUUUCUCUUUCUUCUGUAUCUUUAUUUAUAUAUAAGCAGUAUAGUGUUUACUGUCAACCUAAGAAAUAGAUUUAUACUGAUACGUAUAUGAUUUUUGCCAGGAAGCACAUCAUGGUGUAAUGCUGAUUUCUCAUGACCACAUUGUGUUGGUAUACAUUUUUGAUAUUCCUUUAUUACUACUUUUAUGCUAUUUUCAAUAAUACAGUCAUUUACUACAGUAGUCCCUGGUUAUUGGUGUAUAUUCAGCAAUAAAGGGAAACUGCUUCAUUUCAGUGGCAAGAUAUAUAAGAAAUUAUUGGUGCCUUUUUAUUUCUUCUCUUCUUUUCUUCCCCAUUCGUCCCCAAGGCAUAGUAUUCUCCUCCAUAGGACUUAGUGCUAUUUGCCUAUUCUACGCUUACUCCUCAACAUGCUCGAUGUUGUCCAAGUUUUUGUUUUCAUUAUUUAUGUAUCAUAGGUCAUGUGAAACAGUUAGGUAUUGCUUGUAGUCACCUAUACAGUAUAUGAACUAAUUUGACUAAACAUAGCAUGGGUGGUACAGUACAACAUGCUAAUUUUACUGUAAAGGAAAUCAAUGCCUUGCCGAAUGUUUUGGGAUUUAUAUUUCAUAGAAGGUCAUGUUUUGUUAUUUUCUUCAUCUGUUAUUGUUGGUUUUCUUUCACUUUGGCUUUGAACAUAUAUGAAGCUUAAAUUAACUGAUUUUUAUAUGAAAUCUUUAUUAUGUUUCCAUUUACUCAUAGUUGAUGACUGAUGUGAUUGCAGAAUCAGUGCAGGACAAAGGGACCUCACAUGUGGUGUCUGAAUAUCAUUGUUAACAUGCAAUUUACAAUUGGUACUUACUUACUGUGCCAUUCCAAAUUAUUUUUUUUAUAAAGGUAUGAAAUGAAAUACUGGUUAGUGAAUGGAGUAGCCAUAUUUGAAGUCUGAACGGCUGUUAUUUUGUGACAUUUACUGAAAUGUAUAUGUAGGUCUCAACCUCUGGCCUUUGCUGCAAGUCGUUUCCUGAAGUCUGUUUGAUUUUUACUCUGAUUAAUUAAUUACUGCUUGUGUCACACCUGAAAUUUUUAUUUUAGAUUUUUCCAUUCAAUGAAUUACCAGGAAUUGUAUUUCUUUAAGUCAGUGGAAGGUUCACUCUGCAAAUUAAUGAAAACAAAAUGCUAUAAUGUUGAAACUUCAGCCUUAUCAGUUUCUGGCAUAGUAGUCUCCAUAAUGCGGACCUAUAAGGUUAUGCAGAAUUCACAAAAAAAAAAAAAAAAAAAAAUUAUUAGUUUUGAAACACAAGCUGCCCAUGUUAACAGGCGGUUGACGUAUGCCAUUCACGCGAAUGCCGUGUAUUAUUAUUUGGACAUUUUUUUUGAGAACAUGAUUAUGUUCAGGUUGUCCUUUGUCCACUACCCUGCUCUACAAGGCUACCUAUACUAUAUACUGUACCCCCUUUAUGUUUCAGUGUGUGCGUGUGUAUGUGUAUGUGUGUGGAUUUAAUUUCUGCAUGUACUACAGGUCCUAGGGAAGUUCUUUAUGUAUCCCAGGUGUGGUCCAGUCCAAACCAAUCAGAAUCAACCAAAUAAUAACAAAUGUACUCUUGUUACCUCAAUUUCACCUCUUGUCUCCUGUCAAUUCUAAUGCCAAUAGGGAUCUUUUAGCCCAUACCAUGCUUUUGAUGGCAUGUCUGGAUUGUGUUGCCCUUUUUUCUAGGGAAAGUGAUGCACUUAAGAUAGAUUAAUGUUUGUAUUGUAUGGUAUACAAAGGAGUCUAUACUUGAUCCCUUCAGGCUUCGUUAAAUUUAUUGAUUGUUAUUUUUAUUGUACUGUCCAUUUUUGUUUCAAAAUUAUUUACAUUAACGAUUAGGCCCAACCAAAUAUUUGGAACUUGAAAAGUCAAGGAAACAGAAGGAUUCCUAAACCCUAUUGUAAUUAGACUUUAUGGAAACUUGUAAACGUGUCUUGUACAUCCUCCAUCAGGUUGACUCAGAGUUCAUAUGGUUCCUCAAUUUAGUUUUGGUAAAGUCUAAGUUCAUUAGCAGGUAUGUUGGGAUGCCACCAGAGAAGGAGACGUUCAUUCAGUAUGUGGCGGAAACCAUUAUAGUCAGUGUGAACAGUUUUAAUGCUGUUUCCUAAUUAUAUCCUUACUCAGGUCCGUUGAGAAUGUAAAAUCUGUAAAUAUUUAUAAAAAUCAUAAUUAUAUUUAGAAAAAUA
Molecule: messenger RNA, 6060 nt
Organism: Macrobrachium nipponense
Lineage: Eukaryota; Metazoa; Arthropoda; Malacostraca; Decapoda; Palaemonidae
Product: G1/S-specific cyclin-D2-like
Exons: 5
Coding region: 577-1539 (320 amino acids)
Biological process (GO): mitotic cell cycle phase transition; regulation of cyclin-dependent protein serine/threonine kinase activity
Cellular component (GO): cyclin-dependent protein kinase holoenzyme complex; nucleus; cytoplasm
Molecular function (GO): cyclin-dependent protein serine/threonine kinase regulator activity
Source: RefSeq, a predicted model, not a curated record